This is a messenger RNA of Saccostrea echinata, 3795 nucleotides long. RefSeq names its product protocadherin Fat 1-like. Gene Ontology annotation, molecular function: calcium ion binding; cadherin binding. Lineage: Eukaryota; Metazoa; Mollusca; Bivalvia; Ostreida; Ostreidae. Gene Ontology annotation, cellular component: plasma membrane; catenin complex. The record is from RefSeq and is a predicted model, not a curated record. The coding region runs from base 1 to 3690 and encodes 1229 amino acids. The transcript is spliced from 13 exons. Gene Ontology annotation, biological process: homophilic cell-cell adhesion.
AUGGCGGCGGUUUAUCUUCCACAGCUGUUGUUGACGUCACAAUUGCUGAUGUCAAUGACAACAAAACCAGAGUGCACGCCCAAGGAAUCCAACAUAACCAUACGCGAGGAUCAAGCCAUUGGGACAACGGGUACAGGAACAGUUACAGUCCAUGUUAAUAACGAAAAUGACAAUGCUCCAACUUGUACAACAUCAGCAGAGAGCCUCAUGGUGUCGGAAAACUCUGUUCCAGGUGACGUGAUUGUGGCAGAUUUUGGAUGUUCAGAUGAAGAUAAUGAUCUUUUGAUUUACACCUUGAUCCAAGACCCAGCAGACAAUGGGUUUGAAAUUGUAUCAAAUCAGCUCACAGUAAAAGGUACCCUUGACUAUGAAACAACAACGUUCUACAGCAUAAUAGUAACCGUAUCGGAUGGAUCGUUAUUCACACAGAUGAAACUGGCAAUAAACAUUUUAAAUGAAAAUGAAGCCGCUCCCCAAUUUUUUAACAAAGUGAUGUCCGGCACAGUUAGUGAAGAUGAUGUUGUCGGAAAGUCCAUUUCUACAGUUUUUGCAGUGGAUCCUGAUAACGAUGAUGUAGUCUAUUCAUUUGUUGGUAUAUAUCCAAACUUUAUGAUUGAUCCGAAAAAAGGGAAGAUUACACUUAGAAGUUCUGUAGACAGAGAGAGACAACCUACUAUUGCUCUGUACGUUCUGGCUUCCGAUGGCGAAUUGAGUUCCACGGCAACCGUAUUAGUGACAGUUCUGGACGUGAACGAGCCGCCAAAAUUCGGCAGUACUAAUUAUCACUUUUCCAUAGUAGAAAAUACUUCGAGUGGCGGUACUGUAGGAACAGUCUCAGCUGCAGAUGCUGAUGUAGGAGCGACAAAUGGGCAAGUCAGAUACAAAAUUCUUUCUGGAAAUGAUGAAUCCUACUUCCAAGUAGAAAGCACUAGUGUAGUUGUUACUAUUGCCUCUCCAACAGAUUAUGAAAAAUUUAAAACAGCGUUGUUGGUGAUUGAAGCAUCGGACUUUGGAUCACCAUCCUUAUCCGGUAUAUGUACAGUCAUUAUUCAAAUUCUGGACAGAAAUGACAAUACACCAGUGUUUUUAAGCUCUACUUUACAAGAAAAAGUAUCUGAAGAUACUCCUUUGGGACAGUGGAUUACUCAAGUGUUUGCUUUUGACAAAGACUCUUCUGAAAAUGGAAACAACAAAGUCAGUUACCAGUCUGCCUCCGUUGUGCCUUUCCAGGUGGAUUCAAUGUCAGGAGUGGUGACUCUUAUGGGAAAUUUAGACAGGGAAACAAUCUUAAGGUUCCAAAUGGUUAUCCUUGCCACUGAUGAUGGGGCACCUCGUAGGACGGGGACAUUGACGCUAGAAAUUGUUGUUACUGAUGUCAACGACAACGCUCCUGCAAUAACAGGAAGCUACCUUACUACGGUGUCAGAGAAUGUACCAGAAAACUUCGUUAUUUUUAAUAUCAAUGGUUCUGAUGUCGAUGGAGAUUCAAUUGGAAAACUUAAAUAUGAACUUGCUUCUUCCGAAAUGAACCCAAACUUUAAGAUAGAACCGAAUACAGGUGUAUUACAAGUUGCUUCUCCAUUGGACCGAGAAUCAGUUGAUAGAUAUGAUGUAAUUAUAAAGGUUUCUGACAACGGAUUCCCUACUAGGUCGACAUCUGUUACUGCUACCAUUAAUAUCGGAGACGUGAAUGAUAAUACUCCUACUUUCUCAAAGACAUUUUACGAAUUUCUUGUGCAAGAGCACGCUGUUUUUAACACUUUCCUCAGAACAAUCACAGCCACUGAUGAUGACAUUGGAUCAAACUCCGAGUUGACAUAUCAAAUAGCAACGUAUUGGAAGGGGUCGAUAGGAAAGUUUAGAAUAAAUGAAAUUACCGGGGACAUUUACACCACAGGAGUGUUAGAUCGUGAAAUUGAAGAUGAAUAUCGUAUACUCUUUAGAGUCGCAGAUGAUGGAACACCUUCUCUGUCUUCGGAUGUCACGGUCAAAAUUCAAAUUUCAGAUAUCAACGACAAUGCACCAGUAUUUCAGCGUCCAGAAUAUUCUACAGCCAUUUUCGAAAAUCUAGCUACCGGAAGUAAAGUUCUCCAGACGGGAGCGUUGGACAAAGACAUGGGAGACAACGCUGCCAUCAGAUACGAGCUUGACAUUUCAACACAAGAUGGCUUAAGAGCUGAUUACUAUUUUGGUGUGUAUGGAGAAACAGGUGGUAUAUAUUUGAAAAAAAGAGUGGACAGGGAAACAUAUGAAAAAUUCAUUCUGACUGUUGUAGCAAGAGACAGCGGUAAACCUUCUUUGUCGACUAAGGUAAAUAUUAGCAUACAAAUCGAAGACGUGAACGACAAUGAACCAACAUUUUCUCCUUUGUUCUAUAAUACAGAGGCAUCCGAUAUCAAUCUCUGUGAUGCAAUCAUCACUCACAUCACAGCUUCAGAUUCUGACUUGGGACGCAACGCUGCACUGAAUUUUGGACUUGAUCCAAAAGACACAUCAUCACCUUUUUCUGUCUCUCAGCUUGGAGUAGUAAACAGAAAGGCAGAUUUGGUCCAGUCAAAAUAUAUUAUCCACGUUAUGGCACACGACAAUGGAGAUCCAGUUCUGAUGUCAUCAGAACAAGCCACUAUUCGGGUUGACAGGUUUGAUCCAGACGAUGUCGUGGUCACGUUCUAUUUCGAUUUGGCUUUUUCAUCAUUUCUUCAAAAAGAAACGAAUUUCCUUCUUCAAUUAGAGGAAUCUCUGCGUUUCAAAUAUCCCACGGCAUACGUCAGAAGAUGGUGUAUAGAGGAAAAAGCAUCAUUUCUCAUGGUUCAUGUGUAUGCUGUAAAGACGGAGAUAACAAAUGAUAUAAACAAUUUGUAUAAGGAUAAAGUAUUUCUAACAAACGGCGAGUUUCUUAACGUACUUCAGCUUGAUUCUGAUGACAGACCAACACUAGACGUGAACGGCAAAACUUGGAAUGAAUUUUCAAUUCAGAAAGUAGUCCCUUUUGGAAAUAGAAUUGUAUAUCCUGGACCAGUUAUCUCCCGUAUGGCAGAGAAGGACGAUGAUAUUGCCGUUCCUCUCGGAGUGUCAAUAUCUCUUCUGGCUGUUGUCAUUAUUGCCUUCGCCAUAUUAAUUUAUUUUGCUUGGAGAAGGAGAUGGUGUAGAAAGAAAAAAGAGAUUGAUGAACCAAAGAAGGCCAGAGUUGUUGUAACAGAGACAAAGAGAAAGGAAACGGAUAUACCACUAUUUGAAAAGAGAGAACAGUCCAUGGUAUCAAAUUCAGCUGUAUCGAUGGUAUUUCCAACUCAGUUAAAAUCCAGUGAAGGACAAAAGAACGAUCCUAUUUUAGACUGCGAGCAACAAACAAACAAACAAGAUUUAGAAAGCAGUUCUUCGUCACCGGGUGUAACUACCAAAGUAAUUCAGGGGCCAUAUAUAAAAUUUCCGAUUUCGGAGCGCCCUGUUUUCCAGACGACCAAUCUCACGAGAUUCUCUCCUGCUCUUUCAAGAAGCAAAAAUCAGAGUGCAACUGUAAGUCCAGUUCCAAUCUUACACUCAGCAAACAGAACUCAGGACAAUGUGCCAACUCGGCGCGGAAUUGAUAUCGUAACAGGAUGGAUGUAUGAAGAAAAUCCAAAAACUAAAGUAAGAAACUGGAUACGUACACCGAGUGGAGAUAAUAAAUCAGCUUUCCUUGGAGAUUGAUACCAUUGCUCGAAGCUGUGAAAUAAUCAUGAAGGACUUUUAAGUACAUAGUUACUAAUAAUGUUGACUGAAUAUUGUAGAACUAUGUAUUGCAACUGUAACGAU